GCUCUCGUCUGGCGUUUAGAUUUAGAUUUCUUCUUAUUUCCUCAUCACACACGCUUCGUGGAGAGAGGCGUAACGCGCAUUUGAUCCCAUGGGCGAUUGCGAGGUUUUCCAUCACGACGACGAUAUCGGAGGACCUUUUUCUAUUGUAUGAGGGGAGUUUGGUGGGUAUGAAGUGUUGAUAGAAGGUCGACGAUUGAAGAAGAGGUCGAUAUAUCUGAUCACCAGCAAGAAGUUGAUCGAAGAACAAGAUCGCCAAGAUGUCGACCGAUAAGACAGCCAAGUAUAGGACGGAGAUCCAGCAGAUGAUGUACGUCUCUGGUGAGACCGGCGAGCCAUCACCAGAAACAACUGGCAUGGUCGAGGAGAUCGUGCGCCAGCAAGUCAUCGAAAUGCUGCGCACCUGCACCGAGAACGCCGCCCGCCGCGGCUCCAAGUCCAUUACCACCGACGACCUGAUCUUCCUUAUCCGCCACGACGCCGCCAAAGUCUCCCGCCUCCGUACCUUCCUCUCCUGGAAAGACGUGCGCAAGAACGUCAAGGACUCCGACGACAAAGGCAACGAAGCCGACAUCGGCACCGGCGACGAGCCUGUGGCAGCCGUCGCCGCCACCGGUCCCGUCGACGUCUCCAAGAAGAACAAGAAAGCCAAGGUCGGCCUCCCCUGGGAAAUCGCCUCCCUCUACUCCCAGGAAGUCCCCGAGCGCGACGACGAAGACGACGAGGACGAGGAGGAAAUGAACUACGCCACCCUCCAGCGCCUCAAGAAGGCUGAUGAGCGCACCAAGGCCAUGACCAAGGAGGAGUACGUCACGUGGUCUGAGUACCGUCAGGCGUCCUUCACGUUCCGCAAGGGAAAGCGUUUCCGCGAGUGGGCUGGUUUCGGGACUAUCACUGAGUCAAAGCCGAACGACGAUAUUGUUGAUAUCCUCGGAUUCUUGACCUUUGAGAUCGUGCAGACCCUCACCGAGGAGGCCCUCCGCAUCAAGGAGCAGGAGGACCUCUACAAGGAGAAGAGCGGCGUCGAGGACCAGGGCAAGAAGCGCAAGGCUGUCAAGGGACUCUUUGAUCCCCCUGCGGUUGGCAAGUCCCCCGUUGAGCCAAGACACGUGCAGGAGGCUUUCCGCAGACUUCAGGUGCGCCCAAAGAAGUCCCGCGCGAUGCUGAAUGGCACGAGGGGUCUGAACAGGACUCCGCUUAAGCUCUUUUGAACUGACACAGUUCCUCUGCUGGGUAUCCGGCUUUUAUUGACUUUGACUUCGGCGUGAAGGAAGGACACGGGGCGUAAUGGUAUGGAGGCUUCAUGGAGUUUAUUGCAUGUUACUACUGUUCAUAAGAUGGAUUAUGACAGGAUUGUUUUAUGGGGGUUGACUUGCGUAUUACUGUGCCUGAGACAUUACUGUGCAUGAGACGGUUAUGGAGCCAAUGAACCC
Messenger RNA from Pseudogymnoascus destructans, 1430 nucleotides. It is a transcript of the gene SPT3, whose product is annotated as transcriptional regulator. NCBI's taxonomy places the organism in Eukaryota, Fungi, Ascomycota, Leotiomycetes, Thelebolales, Thelebolaceae. Gene Ontology annotation, cellular component: SAGA complex. Bases 258 to 1208 code for a protein of 316 amino acids. The transcript is spliced from 4 exons. Gene Ontology annotation, molecular function: protein heterodimerization activity; transcription coregulator activity. Gene Ontology annotation, biological process: transcription by RNA polymerase II. The record is from RefSeq and is a predicted model, not a curated record.